Molecule: messenger RNA, 1602 nt
Organism: Kazachstania africana CBS 2517
Lineage: Eukaryota; Fungi; Ascomycota; Saccharomycetes; Saccharomycetales; Saccharomycetaceae
Gene: DDR48
Product: DNA damage-responsive protein 48
Exons: 1
Coding region: 1-1602 (533 amino acids)
Source: RefSeq, a predicted model, not a curated record
AUGGGAUUUUUCGACAAGGUUAUAGAGUUUGCAACUGAAAACAGUGAUAGGGGAAGCAGAGAAAAUAAUAACUCUGGAUCUUCUAAUGAUAGAAAUGACGGUCCCAAUUUUACUGGGAAUGAUAAUAAUUCCUCUGGAUUUUCAAACAAUAACAGUAACGAUUCUGGUGACAACAGAAACAGAAACGACAAUAAUGAUUUUCUAUCAAAGGCUGAAAAUCUAAUCGGCCAAGAAAAUGUUGGUAAAAUCAAGAAUAAAGUUGGUGAGAGUAGGUUUGAAAAGUUUGAAGAGACGGUGCGUGAUAAGUUUUCUAAGACCUCUUUGAAUGAUGACAAUAACCAAAAUAAGCAAUCCUCAAGCGACGAAGGCAAGGGUUACUAUACAGGGUCAGCAGCUGAAAGAAAUAACUCUUCAUAUGACAAUGAAUCGAGUCCAAACAAGUCUUCUUAUGGCAAUGAUUCCUAUGGCAACGAUUCUAACAGAAACAAGUCUUCUUAUGGCAAUGAUUCAUACGGUAACGAUUCUAACAGAAACAAGUCUUCAUACGGGAAUGAUUCUUAUGGCAACGAUUCUAACAGAAACAAGUCUUCUUAUGGCAGCGAUUCCUAUGGCAACGAUUCUAGCAGAAACAAGUCUUCUUAUGGCAGCGAUUCUUAUGGCAACGAUUCUAACAGAAACAAGUCUUCUUAUGGCAGCGAUUCCUAUGGCAACGAUUCUAGCAGAAACAAGUCUUCAUAUGGCAGCGAUUCCUAUGGCAACGAUUCUAACAGAAACAAGUCUUCUUAUGGCAAAGAUUCAUACGGUAACGAUUCUAACAGAAACAAGUCUUCAUACGGGAAUGAUUCUUAUGGCAACGAUUCUAACAGAAACAAGUCUUCUUAUGGCAGCGAUUCCUAUGGCAACGAUUCUAGCAGAAACAAGUCUUCUUAUGGCAGCGAUUCCUAUGGCAACGAUUCUAACAAGAACAAGUCUUCUUAUGGCAGCGAUUCAUACGGUAACGAUUCUUAUGGCAACGAUUCUAACAGAAACAAGUCUUCUUAUGGCAGCGAUUCAUACGGUAACGAUUCUUAUGGCAACGAUUCUAACAAGAACAAGUCUUCUUAUGGCAGCGAUUCCUAUGGCAACGAUUCUAGCAGAAACAAGUCUUCAUAUGGCAGCGAUUCCUAUGGCAACGAUUCUAACAGAAACAAGUCUUCUUAUGGCAGCGAUUCCUAUGGCAACGAUUCUAACAAGAACAAGUCUUCAUAUGGCAGCGAUUCCUAUGGCAACGAUUCUAACAAGAACAAGUCUUCUUAUGGCAGCGAUUCAUACGGUAACGAUUCUUAUGGCAACGAUUCUAACAAGAACAAGUCUUCUUAUGGCAGCGAUUCAUACGGUAACGAUUCUUAUGGCAACGAUUCUAACAAGAACAACUCUUCUUAUGGCAAUAAUUCAUACGGUAACAAUUCCUACGACAACGAUUCUAGCAGAAACAAGUCUUCUUAUGGUAAUGAUUCGUAUGGCAACAACUCCAAUAGAAACAGGUCUUCCUAUGGCAAUGAUUCUUACGCUGAUAAUGAUAGUAGUCGUCGUCACGACAAUAGAUCAGGCAGAGAUUGGUGA